CACUAUAUAUGUCUUCUGCUUGAAGUGCAUGCUUUGCUUUUCUUCACAACAAGAAAAUGGGUGCACUCGACUAUUUUGCCGACUUUUGCACUGUCACCAGCACAAGAACCAGGCGUAAACCUCUUCAGACUGUAGAGAUCAAAGUCAAAAUGGACUGUGAUGGAUGUGAAAGAAGAGUGAAAAAUGCUGUCACCAAUCUCAAAGGAGUGAAAUCAGUAGAGAUAAGCAGGAAGCAAAGCAAGGUGACAGUAACAGGGCACGUAGAUCCAAACAAAGUAUUAAACAAAGUGAAGAACACAGGAAAGAAAAGAGCUGAAUUUUGGCCCUACAUUGAGCAUAACUUAGUGGCAUAUCCUUAUAUUGCCGGAGCAUAUGAUAAGAGAGCACCUGCUGGCUAUUGUAAAGAUGUUCCUCAAGCUUAUCCUACUUAUAGUGUACCACAAGAGAACAUGUCCUCACUAUUUAGUGAUGAUAAUCCUAAUGCUUGUUCUAUUAUGUAACAAUUUUAUGUGCAAUAUAUGAUUAGUUUUGUUAAUGAUGUAACAAUCUUUACCAGUGUACCUAAUGUAAAAUUUAGCUACUUCUUCCGUUUCAA
This is a messenger RNA of Beta vulgaris subsp. vulgaris (sugar beet), 595 nucleotides long. RefSeq names its product heavy metal-associated isoprenylated plant protein 21. The coding region runs from base 57 to 500 and encodes 147 amino acids. Lineage: Eukaryota; Viridiplantae; Streptophyta; Magnoliopsida; Caryophyllales; Amaranthaceae. The record is from RefSeq and is a predicted model, not a curated record. The transcript has 3 exons. Gene Ontology annotation, molecular function: metal ion binding.